Spinacia oleracea (spinach) is the source of this 2952-nucleotide messenger RNA. Its product is annotated as zinc finger BED domain-containing protein RICESLEEPER 2. Bases 279 to 2630 code for a protein of 783 amino acids. Gene Ontology annotation, molecular function: DNA binding; protein dimerization activity. The transcript is spliced from 4 exons. The record is from RefSeq and is a predicted model, not a curated record. NCBI's taxonomy places the organism in Eukaryota, Viridiplantae, Streptophyta, Magnoliopsida, Caryophyllales, Amaranthaceae.
CCUUCAUAGGGCAAUUAGGCAGGUCUAGAACCAAUACACUUCUACAAUAUAACUGCAGAAAAAUCCCCCAAUUUUGUAACUCCCCAAAUGUCCACUGCAGUCUGCAAAAAUACCCAUUUCCCUCCAAAUCGAAAAUUCACCAAUUCCCACCAAAAGUUUCGAAAUUUGCUUGAUUUAUCCCCCAAAUCCUUCAAUUUCCAUUACAAUUUGAAGUACUAGGCGCUAACUUUCUACAUCUCGCACCACUACUUUCUCUCUCUUAUGCUACUGAAGCUACCAUGGAUGGAAAUAUGAUUGCGGUCAUAGAUGGAAAGAAUGGACUUGUUGAAUGUGAUAGCAACAGGAGCAAGAAGCGGUCUAUAGCGUGGGAUCAUUUUGAGAAGUUACCUGCUGAGAGCAAGAGCGAAGGAAAAGCAAAGUGCAUACAUUGUGAUGGUAUUUUUAGUGCUACUCCUAGGAGUGGAACGUCUCAUUUAAAGCGUCAUGUGGAAAGGUGUGCCAAGCGUGCUGCAAUUGAUGUGCAACCUAUCUCAACGAGCUAUGGAUUUGGUGAGUUUGAAGGUAGCGGGUCUAGUGUCAAGCUUGGGAAAAGGGUUUCAAAGGUAUGGUUUGAAUAUGAUUUGUUCCCAGCUCCUAAUAUGAAUGAUGCAAAAGCCAAGUGCAAGCACUGUAAGAUGGUUCUCUCUGCAGCUUCCAAAAAUGGCACAUCUCACCUAAAGCGUCAUUUAGACAAGUGUCCAAGGCGUGUGACUUUUACCGGUAACAUAGAACAAUUCUUCCUUACAAGUGAGAAUCUAGUUGAAGGAAACGACUUAGAAAAGACACCAAAAGAUGAAACUGCAACUGGUAAAACAAAACACCUUUCAGCAAUCGGUGAGAAUCUGGGUGAAGGAAGCAAAUCGAGAGAAAAUAGCCUGGUUGAUCAGGAUGAGCUGCGAAGAUAUAUAUCAGUUUGCAUUAUUAAAGGAGCUCAUCCAUUUAGCUUUGUGGAAGAGAGAGGCUUUAGAUCUAUGAUGUCUAAAGCGUGUCCACAAUUUAAGCCAUUCAGUCGGACAAUUGUCAGAAGAGAACUGUUUUCUAUGUAUUUGAAGGAAAGGGACAACAUAAAAGAAAUGUUAGCAAAGGCUCCAGGCCGCAUAUGUCUGACAGUUGGUAAUUGGAAAGCAAGAGACACAAAAGACGAGUAUAUUUGUGUAACAACACAUUUCAUUGAUGAGCACUGGAAGUUGCUGAAGAGGGUUUUGUGUUUUAAAGCUUUAGCACCCCCGUAUGACGGAACUUACAUCGCAGAUGAAUUGGCAUGUUUAUCAUCACAGUAUAACAUUGAACGUAAGACCUUCGCAAUCACAGUGGAUGAAGCUUCUUAUGAUGAGUCAACAGUGUCUUCUAUUAAAAGAGGUCUUCUUACGGAGAAUUCUCCUGUUAGUGGUGGCUCUUUUUUCCAAGUUAAUUGCUAUGCUCAUUUAUUGAACUUUCUUGCACAAUCUUCCUUAAAGUUGGUUGAUGAUAUUGUUGAGAGAGUCCGUGAAUUGGUCAAGUAUGUCAACAAGUCACCACUUCAAAGGAAGAAGUUCUUUGAUCUGGCUGAGAGGACGUUUGAAUUGCAAGCAAAGAAAAGGCUGAGCCUUGACGUGGUGCUUAGAUGGAAUUCCACAUAUAAGUUAAUUGACCGCACUCUUUACUAUAAGAAUGUUUUCAAGCAUCUUCUGGAGUCAAAGCAAGAACUAAUCAACUUGGCUCUUUCUAAAGAAGAGUGGCAGAAGUUGAGCAUUAUUCACAAGUUCCUGAGGGUUCUUUAUGACGUAACUCGCUUGUUUUCAGGCACUAGUGGGCCAACAUCAAAUUUGUUGUUGAAGGGGAUGUUGAUGAUCCAUUGCCGUAUGAUGGAUAUAGUAAAAGGUCCAAACCCAUUCUUGGCUCAUGCUGUUGAAGCUAUGCAAGCUAAAUUUGAUGAUUUCUGGUGUGAGAAUAGCUUGAUUUUAUCUUGUGCUGCAAUCUUAGAUCCACGCUACAAGGUAAAAUUUGUGGAAUAUUGCUAUAUGAAACUCUUUGGCCCGACUAAUUUCGAGGACCGUGUUAGUAAAGUUGUAAGCACUCUCUACUGUUUGUUUGCUGAACAUAAGCGGCAAUCUAUACACUUUUCCUCUCCAGCUAUGGGGUCUUCUAGCGUUAAUACAAACUUUGUUGGAGAUGAUGAGGGAGACAUGUUUGGGGACUAUGAUCAAUUUCUGAGCUCAGCAUCAAGAUCACAUGGAAACAAGUCUGAAUUGGAUCUUUACCUGGAAGAGCCUAGUUAUGAUUUAAAUUCUGAAUUAGAUGUACUAGAAUUCUGGAGUAGAAGCUCGAUGAGGUAUCCUAACCUUUCAUUGAUGGCACGGGACAUUCUAUCCAUACCUGUUUUCACUGUUAAUUCCAAGGAGGCAUUUACCUUUGGGAGUAAAACAUUGUCUUCUGUUCAAAGCUCCGUUCUGCCCGAGACACUUCAAGCUUUAUUAUGUCUUCAAGAUUGGCUAGGUGCAGAAGAUAACUCUGAUGACCAGACUGUUACAGCUGAGGAUCCUAGUGGGUCAAGUGAAGAUGCUGAAUAUGAUGAUGACGAUGAUGAUAGUGUACUUACUGAUUCUUUUUAGGUAUUGAAGCAGCCUUGACGAUUCAGGAUCAUUGUUGCUUUUCUAGCACUACUCUUUCUCCAUAUCUUCUUGUAGUUGAUUAGCCAUUCUGUGCAGUAUGCGGUCACUUUUGUUAGGUGCAAGCUGUCUCUGUUACUCUGAUGUAUAUUCUUCUUCCCGCUAUAUAAGGUGACGCUAAGUGAGUUUUAAUCCAUGUAAGGUGUUAGAACGUCAAUCUUUGUCAGCAUCAGCAAUAAGCAUUGUUUUAUCAUUUCUCUAUGAUAUCAUUAGAAGCUGUUCUACAAUGGUUAAGGUAAGAAUAUAGUUGACUUCUUAUUUCUUA